Molecule: messenger RNA, 636 nt
Organism: Chrysochloris asiatica (Cape golden mole)
Lineage: Eukaryota; Metazoa; Chordata; Mammalia; Afrosoricida; Chrysochloridae
Gene: GARIN5A
Product: family with sequence similarity 71, member E1
Exons: 5
Coding region: 1-636 (211 amino acids)
Cellular component (GO): nucleus
Source: RefSeq, a predicted model, not a curated record
AUGAGGCGGGGCAAACCCAAGGCCGUCUCAGGUGGAGCAGGUGAGGCGGGACCUGGUGGGAUGGCAGAACGCUUCCUGGCUCCAGCUUAUCCCUCGGGCCGGCCUGGCCGACUCCAACGCCAUCUCCUGAGCGGCGAGUUCGACCAGCUGCGGGACUUCCCCAUCUUUGAAAGCAACUUCGUGCAGGUGACCCGAUUAGGAGAAGUAGCCAACAAGAUCACCAUGGGAGUUGCAGCCUCCAGUCCCGCCCUGGAACUCCCAGACCUGUUGCUGCUAGCUGGCCCCACCAAGGAGAACGGAUGUCUACAACUCUUUGGGCUAUUCCCCUUGCAGUUUGUCCAGCUUUUCGUCCAUGACGAGUGCCGGUGGCAGCUCAAAGUGAAGUUUCGUACAGGCCGAGCUUUCUACCUGCAGCUGCGGGCCCCGCCCGAGACCCGGGACCGCGAGUUCGGCCAGUGGGUGCGGCUGCUCUACCGCCUGCGCUUCCACUCCGCCCAGGGAGCCGUGCCCUUCACACAGGAGGAGGACCCGGCGCUAGAGGAGGACGACGAGGAGGAGGAGGAGGAGGAGGAGGAAGAGAUUCCAGCUGUGGAGGCCAGACUUGACCCACAGACCUCAGAACUCUGGGGACUCUAA